Messenger RNA from Lethenteron reissneri (Far Eastern brook lamprey), 913 nucleotides. RefSeq names its product integumentary mucin B.1-like. NCBI's taxonomy places the organism in Eukaryota, Metazoa, Chordata, Hyperoartia, Petromyzontiformes, Petromyzontidae. The record is from RefSeq and is a predicted model, not a curated record.
GGUUGGCGAACGCUGGAACGACACGGCCAACCGCUGCGUGCUCUACUCCUGCGGGCUCGUGGGCGGGCGAGCCGCCAUGCAGGAGGCCAUCACCAGCUGCGCGCCGUUCAACUUCGACCACUGCGAGGACUCGGUCGAGGUGGUCUACGACGCUCAGGGCUGCUGCCCCGUGUCGUGCCAGCCCCGGGUGGAGCCCUCGGACUCCCCGCUGUGCCGCACGUUCAAGACGCUGGAGGUCGUCCGCGUGGGGUCCUGCAACAGCUCCGAGCUGGAGCUGGGCCACUGCAGCGGCACCUGCCAAUCCUCGACAACGCUCGAUCAUGCCCAGCGCUCCGUGGUGCGCGCCUGCAGCUGCUGCAGGGAGAGUUUGGUGGAGCAGCGGAGCGCCACUCUGCGCUGUGACGAUGGCACCACAAGGAGCUACGCGUACGCCUUCGUCAGGGCCUGCUCCUGCCUGGCCCUGUGCUGACCGUGGUGACGAUGACGAUUAUGGUGGUGGUGAUGAUGAUGAAAAUGACGGUGACGAUGAUGUUGAAGGGUGGUGGUGGUGACAGUGUUGGUGGUGACGAUGAUGACGAUGAUGAUUACGGUGGUGGUGGUGAUGAUGAUAGUGACGGUGACGAUGAUGUUAAGGGUGGUGGUGAUGAUGAUGACAGUGACGGUGACGAUGAUGUUAAGGGUGGUGGUGAUGAUGUUGAUAGUGACGGUGACGAUGAUAUUGAGGCUGGUGGUGAUGAUGAUGAUAGUGACGGUGAUGGUGAUGAUAAUGACGAUGAUGUUAAGGGUGGUAGUGAUGAUGAUGAUGAUAGUGACGGUGACGAUGAUGUUAAGGGUGGUGGUGAUGAUGUUGAUAGUGACGGUGACGAUGAUAUUGAGGCUGGUGGUGAUGAUGAUGAUAGUGACGGUGAUGAUA